CCACAAACGUGAAUACUGUGUGUUCGAAAUAUUUUGAGUCUUCCGCUCAUAACAGCCGGUUUCGAGAGACUUUCCUAGCGGGUUGCCCUCACAAAGGCCUUGAUAGAUGAGGGGCUCACAAUGUGGUCAUCGGAUACCAGUUUCUUGACACAGAUCGACACACAGCAAGUAUGUCUGAUGUAUGCCCGUCGGCGUGUAGGCACCGAUGUAGACACAAGCUUUUGAUAGUGCCGUCGUGUAACCCUUUCAUCUACCACGCUGAUCUCCUGUACUUAGUGGCACAUCCUCCACUUCUCGACGCCCAAUGUGGCGCUUCGUAUAUGAUUCAUUCAUUUUCAUUCCUGCCUCGCUUUUCCAAGCCGUCACCUCUCUACCGCCUGGCCCGGCAACUCUGCAGGCCGUUCGUUCUUCGGCGCUUCAUAUAUUCUGCUGUAUGGCACCUCUUGCCUGGCCGUACUAUAAUGGUACAUCCCAUACCUCGUUAAGAGCGUGUCGUGCGCCUCGAUGGGUACGUUUUUGGGUUCAGGUGGUGGGUGUGAAUGCACUUGUCGUUGCUUUCGUCUCCGCCAGAGGAAGAGGCCAAGAACAACGAACGCUAUGAGCGCA
This is a messenger RNA of Cucurbitaria berberidis CBS 394.84, 606 nucleotides long. RefSeq lists its product as uncharacterized. The transcript has a single exon. Bases 305 to 601 code for a protein of 98 amino acids. NCBI's taxonomy places the organism in Eukaryota, Fungi, Ascomycota, Dothideomycetes, Pleosporales, Cucurbitariaceae. The record is from RefSeq and is a predicted model, not a curated record.